Molecule: messenger RNA, 5541 nt
Organism: Spodoptera litura
Lineage: Eukaryota; Metazoa; Arthropoda; Insecta; Lepidoptera; Noctuidae
Source: RefSeq, a predicted model, not a curated record
GUAGAAUUAUAUGGUUCUGUCGUCUCAUGCGUACACGCCGCGCGCUAUAGUAUAGUGGGGGAGCGGGGCAUACCCCCUCCCUCACUCACUUUGCUUGGAACCACGAAGCUGGACGGACGCGCGUGCGGCGAGUUAGGCAGUGAGCCGAUAUCAACCAAAGUGCACAAACAGUACAUUUGGCGACGAGUAUUGUAAGUACUGUGUUUUUGUUCUGAUUGAAAAAUUGCAAAAUUGUUAACGUUUAUUUUUCUAGUAAGGAAAGAUUAGAAAUAAAACCCAUUAUUAGUGUACAAGUUCAUAAUAAUUUAACGUUGGUUAUUUACUGCAACAAAACUUUGGUUUGUCGUCGUGGAUAAUUAACCUUUGCGCGAGGAAGGACAUGAGUUAAAUAUUUAUAAUAUUCGUUGAUGAUAAUGCAUAGCUUGGUCAUUUUUAUUUAUAUAAACGUGGGUAGUAUCAUAUCUAUAGUUUUAAACAUUUUUAUUUUAUCAUGGGACAAGAUCAUGUUAAAACGUAAAAGGAAAUUGUCACGUAACUAUGUAAACAAUACCAUCUAGCAUUUACAUUUUGUAGUAUAUACAAACAUUAUUCGAAUUACAUUUUAACAAAUAUAGUGCUCAAUGGUAGUUGUGUAUAAUGCAGUAUACCAAUAAUAAACAUACAGUUAAUUAUUUACUCUUUGAGUACCGUCAUUAUGGACGCGGAGGAGCAGUGGGUUGCGGUCACCGGUGGCCGCGCGGUGUUUGUUUAAUUAGAAUAUUAUAAAUCUGUAGUUAUUCUAUCUACCCACUAGCCUAUCAGGUUCGAGUUAAAUGUCUGUUGAUUUAUGGCUUAUAUAACAAUUUAGCAGCCUUAUAUUAUUGCAUUAUGUUUCCAUUGUGGGUAUUUAUUAUUUGAAAUAUGUUUUUUCGUAAUUAGUUAAAUACAAAGUAUCUAUUGUCGGUCGCUUAGCCCUUUGAGUGCCGUCAUUGUGGACGCAGUUGGGGAGCAGUGGGUCGCCGGUGUCCUCGCGGUGUUUGACAGUUUAAAAUUUGAAAAUAUGAUUGUUGUAUUUAAUUGUAGAACAAAACGGAUGAUGCCGUCAUGUUUACAUAUUUUGAGCGAUAGGGUGUUGAUAAAUGGGUUGAAUUACUUUAUAAAUUACGGUUACAUGGCGUACAUUGGGAAGUUAGUCAGAACGGAUGAUGCCCGUUCACGACUAGAAGUGUUAUGAUCAGUUAUGAUUGAAGCUUUCAUAAAGGUUAGUCAGAACGAAUGACGCCCGUUCAUGACUAGGUAGAAGUAUUAUGAUGAACUAUGUUGGUCAGAACGUAUGAUGCCGUUCAUGACUAAAAGUAUUAUGAUGGAUAUUGUAGGUCAGAACGGAUGACGCCCGUUCAUGACCAGAAGUAUUACGAUAAUUGAUGACGGAAGCUUUCAUAAACGUGUUUUACGAAGCCAUAGAACGGAUGGUGCCCGUUUUGUGACCUAUUUCGUUAUUUACAGGUAACAAUGGCAAACCUAUCGUUAGAAAAAUUUGAAUGCGAGGGUGAGGUGACAUCGGUGUGCGUAAGAUGGGAACGAUGGAAAAGAAGCUUGUACGUAUACCUAGAAGCUGCAAAUGUUACUACACCAAGUCAGAAGCGAGCAAGUCUUUUACAUUGGGGUGGGUCAGAAUUACAAGAAAUAUUUUAUAACAUUCCUGACGAAGCCGCAACGAAUACCUCAGAGGAAACUGAAACAGAUGUUUUUAAAAUGGCAAUUAAGAAACUGGAUGAGUAUUUUGCACCCAAACAAAGUAAAAGAUUUGAAAGGCACGUGUUUAGAUUAAUAAAGCAGGAAGAAAACGAGAAGUUUGAAAAAUUCGUUGUCCGGUUGCGACAACAAGCUGCUAAAUGCCAAUUCGUGGAUGUAGAUGACCAGCUCCUGGAUCAGAUUACUGACAGAUGCAGUUCAGAAGAAUUAAGGAAGAAAAUCUUAAAAAAUGGAGAUAAAAUGACUCUUGAAGAUGUUAUAGCUGAAGCAAAUGCGUUAGAAGUAAUAAACAGACAAUUAGAAGAUUUUAGUCAAAAACAGAAAAGGAAUCAAGACGUAAAUCACGUGAAAGAUAACAGUAAAAAUAAAAAUCAAAGAGGAAAAAGAGAAUGUUUUCGAUGUGGCGGGUGGAAUCACUUAGCAUACGAUGAGAAAUGUCCAGCAAGAGGAAAGAAGUGCACAAAAUGUGGAAGAAUCGGGCAUUUCAAACUGCAGUGCAAGACAAACCCGCUAAAAAGGAAACUAGAAGAAGACGCAAAACAAACACGCAAUAAAGAUACAAAGAAAUUCAAGAGACAAGAUACGAACAACAUAAACGAACAAAAAAAUAGUAAUUCAGAUGAAGAAAUUGAUUAUGUGUUUAACAUGAACAACGAUGAUAUUGUAAUCUGUAAAAUAGGAGGCGUAGAAGUCGACAUGUUGAUUGAUUCCGGCUGCAAGUACAAUUUGAUUACAAGUAAAUCUUGGGGUGUUAUGAAGAGAAAUAGGAUAAAAGUAAUUGAACAAACACAAAAUCCAAGAAAAAGAUUUUAUGCUUAUGGAUCCGACUCUCCUCUAAAGUUGUUAGGAGCUUUUAAAUCUUCAAUAGAACUGGCAGGAAAAACUCAGCAUUCAAUUUUCUACGUAGUUGAAAAUGGCACUAGAAAUCUAUUAGGAAAAGUGACAGCCUUGGCAUUAGGAGUAUUAAGGAUUGGUGUAGCAGUAAAUGAGAUACGAAGUAAAGUAUUCCCAAAAUUCAAAAAUGUUGUAAUACACAUUCCAAUAGAUGAUAAAGUAAAACCGAUUGCACAGCCUUAUAGGCGUAUACCAAUUCCUCUAGAAGGCAAAGUUAAUGCUAAAAUAAAUGAACUUCUUGAAAAAGACAUAAUUGAAAAAGUUGAUGGUCAUUCAGAAUGGAUAUCACCUAUAGUUCCCAUAUUGAAAGAGAACGGAGAUAUCCGCCUAUGUAUAGAUAUGCGACGAGCAAAUUCAGCAAUAAAACGCGAAAACCACCCGUUACCGACAAUGGAUCAGCUGCUACCGAAGAUAAGAGAUGCGGUCAUUUUCAGUAAAUUGGAUAUUUGUGAUGCUUUCCACCAAUUGGAACUUCAUCCAGAUUCUAGAUCCAUCACAACUUUCAUCUCAGCCAAAGGUCUUUACCGGUACAAAAGGAUGAUGUUCGGUAUUUCUUGUGCUCCGGAAAUAUUUCAGAAAACUCUUGAGCGUAUUCUCUUAACUUGUAAAGGGGUUAUUAACUUCAUUGACGACAUCUUAGUGUACGGAAAAAACCGAACAGAACAUGAUGCCAGACUUCAAAAAGUCACUGAAGUGUUAGAGGCCAAUAAUGUUAUAUUAAGGCAUGAAAAAUGUAUUCUUAGUACAAACGAAGUAGAAUUCUUAGGCCACAAACUUUCUAAACAGGGUAUAAGACCAUUAGAUAAAUACUUAAGUACAAUUAAAAAAUUUAGAGCUCCUACAACUGUUUCUGAAUUACAAAGCUUUAUGGGCUUGAUAAAUUACGUGGGCAAAUGGAUUCCCAACUUAGCUACAAAAACAGAACCGCUUAAACAAUUGCUUCGUAAUAAAUUUGGCAGAAACACUGAUAUACGUGAGUUGUGGGGAGAAAGUCAGCAAGCUUCUUUUAACUCUUUAAAAGUUGACCUUGCUGACAUAUCUGACUUGGGCUAUUAUAACGUACAAGAUAGAACACUUGUAUUUGCCGAUGCAAGUCCGGUUGCUAUAGGUGCUGUUCUAGUACAGGAAAAUGAUUCUGGACCACGUGUUAUUGCAUUUGGAAACAAAACCCUUACCGAUUGCGAACGCCGCUAUUGUCAGACUGAAAAAGAGGCAUUAGCACUGGUAUGGGCGGUAGAACACUUUCACAUGUUCCUUUACGGAAAAGAAUUCAACUUGGUGACUGAUCACAAGCCUCUGGAAGUGAUAUUCAGUCCAAAGUCAAAACCGUGUGCGAGAAUCGAAAGAUGGAUGCUCCGGUUACAAUCAUACCAGUAUAAGGUUAUUUAUCGCCCGGGAAAAAACAACAUUGCUGAUCCACUUUCUAGACUAUGUAAACUCACCCCGGAAAAUAGUGCCCCAAAUGUCGAUUAUGUACAAAACAUAAUCGAGCAUGUUAGACCCAUAGCGGUGUCAUUAAGCGAUAUUGAGCGUUGUUCUAAUGAAGACCUAGAAAUUCAAAAAGUUAAAGAAGGUGUUCAUGAGCGUAAGUGGGAUGCAGCUGUAAAAUGUUACAAGCUGAUUGAAAAUGAACUUUGCUUUCACGAAGGAAUUCUACUCAGAGGAACUAAAAUCGUUAUACCAAAAGUAUUGCGAAACAGAGUACUAUCAGCGGCGCAUGAGGGACACCCAGGUAUCGUGGCAAUGAAAGCGAGACUUAGAACAAAAGUGUGGUGGCCUAGAUACGACCAAGAUGUGGAAAGGAUGGUCAAAUCAUGUAAAGGAUGCACACUCGUAUCUGUACCUAAUGCACCACACCCUUUGAAAAGAAGAGAAUUGCCAUCACAUCCAUGGGUUGACAUUGCAAUAGACCUUUUAGGGCCAUUACCAUCCAACGAUUAUCUUCUGGUAGUAGUCGAUUAUUACUCUAGAUAUCAAGAAAUAAAGAUUUGUCGAGAUAUAUCCAGUAAGGAAAUGAUAAAACUGCUAAGGGAAGUUUUCAGUAGGCUCGGUUAUCCAGUUUCUUUAAUGGCAGAUAACGGAAAACAGUUUGUUAGCGAACAAUUUAAGUCAUUUUGUAAGGAAAAUGACAUAAAAUUAUAUCACUCUGUUCCGUACUGGCCGCAACAAAAUGGAGAAGUCGAGCGCCAGAACAGAAGUAUACUGAAACGACUACGAAUAUGCCAGGCUGAAAAUAAAAUUCACUGGAGAGAAUCGUUAGUCGAUUAUCUGACUAUGUACAACAAUACCCCCCAUACAGUCACAGGAAAAACACCAGCAGAGUUGUUCUUCCAGAGGAAAAUCAGGGAUAAAAUACCUAUGAUCGAUGACGUGGAGCAUAGAAAUGAUGACAUGGACUUACGAGACAAGGACAGAGAACAGAAGGAAAGAGGAAGAGAGUACACGGACAGAAGAAGGAAAGCACAAGAUAUUGACCUAGAACCAGGAGAGAAAGUAUAUAUCAAAGAUAUGAAUAAAGCAAAUAAACUCAGUACAAAUUAUGAACCAACUCAAUAUACAGUUAAAUCACGAACUGGAGGCGAUGUUGAGGUAGAAAACGAGGAAACAGGACAACGUUUGAGACGAAAUAUAGUACACCUAAAAAAGGUAGAAGAUUGUUAUGAUGCUCUAAUAAAGAUGUUACUAAAUAUAAUAAAAGUUAUUAUUAUAUCUAAAACUCUCAUUAAAAUAAGGAAGAGAUGUAGUGUUUGUAGAAUUAUAUGGUUCUGUCGUCUCAUGCGUACACGCCGCGCGCUAUAGUAUAGUGGGGGAGCGGGGCAUACCCCCUCCCUCACUCACUUUGCUUGGAACCACGAAGCUGGACGGACGCGCGUGCGGCGAGUUAGGCAGUGAGCCGAUAUCAACCAAAGUGCA